UGGUGCGGCGCUGGGAAACGGAACCACUGGAAAGAUGUAAACCAAGUCACCAGCGGACACCAGCCUCGACCAGGACACUAAACGUUACCGCCGGAGACACCGGACCUCCCGACCGACAAACGGAACUGCACCGGCCGGCAGCUCGUCGGCUCGCUGUCCCCGAAGCAGCGGAGCGCUUUGCCGUUAGCAGCCAUCUUUUGUGAGAGGAUGUACGGGGCGACGCGGCGGGCCUGCUCGGGCUCUGGCCGGAGCCUGCUGAUGCUCACCAGCACCGCGCUGCUGCUGUCGGUGCUCGGGCUGCUGUCCGGGCUGCCCGCCGUCACCGAGGCGAAGGAAUGCGACAAACCGUGCAUGAACGGACAGUGCAACACCGCCACUGGAAACUGUGUGUGCUUCCCCGGUUGGGUCGGGGACCAAUGCCAGCACUGCGGAGGGAGAUUCAGGUUGACGGGGCCCUCCGGUCACCUCACUGACGGUCCAGGAAACUAUAAGUACAAGACCAAGUGCACCUGGCUGAUCGAGGGACAGCCCAACACCAUACUGCGAUUACGGUUCAACCACUUUGCCACUGAAUGCAGCUGGGACCACCUGUACGUGUACGACGGAGACUCCAUUUACGCCCCUCUUCUCGCCGCCUUCAGCGGUCUGAUUGUUCCUGAGCGUUACGGGAACGAGACGGUUCCUGAGGUGGUGUCUCAGUCCGGCUACGCCCUGCUGCACUUCUUCAGUGAUGCUGCUUACAACCUGACCGGAUUCAACAUUUCCUACAGGGUGAAUACAUGUCCCAACAACUGCUCGGGGCGCGGCGAGUGUCGUGUGGGGAACUCCACCGGUUCGGUGUACUGCGAGUGCGAAGACAACUGGAAGGGGGCCGCCUGUGAUGUCCCCUACUGCCUGGCUGACUGCGGCUACCCUGACAGAGGUCGCUGCCAGGGCAAGACCUGCGUCUGCAAGCCCGGAUGGCAAGGUCCAGACUGCUUCGUCUCCGUGCCUGCCAACUCCUCCUUCUGGAGCCGGGAGGAAUACACCGAGGCCGGGCUGGCGAGGGCUUCCCACAAGGCCGUGGUGGACCAGGGCAUCAUGUGGGUCAUCGGAGGCUACGUCUUCAACGCCUCCGACUAUCACAUGGUCAAAGCAUAUAACCUCAACAACAAGAGCUGGCUGACCCUUGACCCCUCCGUCCACACUGUCACGCCACGAUACGGCCACUCACUGGCUCUUCAUGAGGGGAAAAUCUACAUGUACGGAGGAAAGAUCGACUCCACGGGAAACGUGUCCAGCCAGCUGUGGGUCUUCCACAUCCAGAACCAGACCUGGGUCCUCCUGAGCCCCCGGGCCAAGGAGCACUAUGCCGUGGUGGGACACUCGGCUCACAUUGUGCCUCCCGUCCAGGAGGGGGACAGCCCGGUCAUGCUGGUGAUGUUUGGACACUGUCCUCUGUACGGUUACAUCAGCCUGGUGCAGGAGUACAACAUCGCUAAGAACACGUGGAGCCUGGUGUCCACGGACGGAGCGCUGGUCCAAGGCGGCUACGGCCACAGCUCGGUUUUCGACCCGAGCACCAGAGCCAUCUACAUCCACGGAGGCUACAAGGCCUUCAGCGCCAACAAGUAUGGCCUGGCCGGAGACCUGUACAAGUUCGAUGUGGACAAGAGGAAAUGGACGGUCCUGAGAGACAGCGGCUUCUUCCGUUACCUCCACACGGCGGUGAUAGUGAGCGGCACCAUGCUGGUGUUUGGAGGAAACACACACAACGACACGUCCAUGAGCCACGGCGCCAAGUGCUUCUCCUCCGACUUCCUGGCCUACAGUCUGGCGUGUGAUGAGUGGACGGUGUUGCCUCGACCGGACCUUUACCAUGACGUCAAUCGCUUCGGACACUCGGCAGUCUUCAGUGACAGUGUGAUGUACGUGUUCGGCGGCUUCAACAGCCUGCUGCUCAGCGACGUCCUCAUGUACACCUCGCCCAGCUGCGCGGCCUUCUCCAGCGCGGCGUCCUGCAGCCAGGCCUGGCCGGGGAUCCACUGCAUGUGGAACAGCACUCAGGGGACCUGCCUGCCCUGGGAGAGCGGCGCCGUCGGAGGCGAGCAGCAGCAGCUCCCGGCCUCCUGCACCACACGAUCAUAUGCCGAUAAUGAGAGAUGUGACCAGUAUACAGACUGCUACAGCUGCACUGCCAACACCAACGGCUGCCAGUGGUGCUCCGGACAGUGUGUGUCUCUGGGGAGCAACUGCACCUCUGCAACGGGGGCCAUCGUGGAGUUUGAAGUCUGCCCCAAGGACAACCCCUCAUACGUGUGCAACAAGAAAACCAGCUGCAAGAGCUGCGCUGUGGACCAGAACUGUCAGUGGGAACCUCGCAACCAGGAGUGCAUCUCGCUGCCAGAAAACGUGUGCGGUGAAAGCUGGCAUCUGGUGGGCAACUCCUGUCUGAAGUUCAUCACUGCAAAGGACUCGUACGACAACGCCAAGCUGGCCUGCAGGAGCCACAAUGCCGUCCUCGCCUCGCUCACCACGCAGAAGAAAGUGGACUUUGUCCUGAAGGAGCUGCAGAUCAUGAGCGUCGUGUACAAGGCCACGGUGACGCCCUGGGUGGGGCUCAGGAAGAUCAACGUGUCGUACUGGUGCUGGGAGGACAUGUCGCCCUUCACCAACACCACCCUGCAGUGGCUGCCCGGCGAGCCGAGUGACGCCGGGUUCUGUGGCUACCUGGCCGAGCCGGCGUCCAGCGGACUGAAAGCACAAACCUGCAUCAACCCGGUGAACGGCAGCCUGUGUGAACGGCCAGGUUUGUGCUUUCAGUCCGCUGGACGCCGGCUCGGCCAGGUAGCCACAGAACCCGGCGUCACUCGGCUCGCCGGGCAGCCACUGCAGGGUGGUGUUGGUGAAGGGCGACAUGUCCUCCCAGCACCAUGCUUUCAGCGUACGAGCGUGACGCCAAAAGCCUGCGUUCGGUCCAACUGGAACGUGGAUGGACAGAACCGGCGGCGUUGUUAUGAUACGCUGACGGCUGACCGGACGGCACUGGGCGCGUCCACCUGCACUGAUUGUGUGCUAUUUGUGUCCUCUUUUCCUCCUCAGCCAAACCGGGAUCUGGACAUGUUCAUAAACGCCUCAAAGAACUUCAACCUGAACAUAACCUGGGCCACCAGCUUCACCGCAGGCACGCAGACCGGCGAGGAGAUUCCCAUCGUCUCUCGGAGCAACAUCAAGGAGUUCAAAGACAGCUUCUCCAACGAGAACUUUGAUUUCCGCAACAGCCCCAAUAUCACCUUCUUCGUCUACGUCAGCAACUUCACGUGGCCCAUUAAGAUCCAAAUCGCCUUCUCGCAGCACAGUAACUUCAUGGAUCUGGUGCAGUUCUUUGUCACGUUCUUCAGCUGCUUCCUGUCCCUGCUCCUUGUGGCCGCUGUGGUUUGGAAGAUCAAACAAAGCUGCUGGGCGUCAAGGCGACGAGAGCAACUGCUAAGAGAGAUGCAACAGAUGGCCAGUCGGCCUUUCGCCACCAUCAACGUCGCCUUGGAGACGGACGAGGAGCCGCCUGACCUGAUAGGUGGAAAUGUCAAGUCCGUCCCCAAACCCAUCGCCCUGGAGCCUUGCUUCGGCAACAAAGCCGCCGUGCUCUCCAUCUUUGUGCGGUUACCCAGGGGCACCGGCGGCAUCCCUCCUCCAGGACAGUCUGGUCUGGCGGUGGCCAGCGCGCUGGUGGACGUCUCUCAGCAGAUGUGUGUGGGCUACAAGGAGAAGUCCGGAGGCCUGAGGAACCGCAAACAGCAGCCCACCGCACAACCAUCCACCUGCAUCUGACCACGCCCCCUGUCCUCCUCCACCAACCCCACCACCCGAUGCUCUCCCAUCAGCCCCCCCGCCUCGGCCUCCUCCUUCAGACGCUCCCGCCAGCUCCGCCCUGGCAGGGAGAGGUGCAUGCUGGGGAUGCAAGGACUGGAACAUUUUGGCGAGGGGCCGAGUCGUCCGGCGGACUGGAGCCUAAACGGGCUUCCCCUCCCUCUCCUCUGACGGGAACUGUGAGUCCCCGAAUGACAGAAACUGGACACAAAGAGGGGGAGGAGCGGAGGGAGGGAGGGACGGAGUGGGUGCUGACUUCGCCCCUUCCCCUCCCAAAAAAAAAGCAGAAAAGAAAAAAAAAACAUUUUACAUUUGUCGACACCGCCUCGUUAGAGUCGAGGCGGCCGCGGCUUGCUGCUAGAAGAGAUCCUCGUCUCGUAGUUUUUGAGAGACUUUGCAACCCUUUUCAUUUUAAGUUAUUUUUUUUUUGUUUUGGAUUGUUUUAUUUUGAAGGCAAGAGGAACAAACUGGACAGCUGCGCAUGCACACACAAAACACACACACAAAAAACAACUUUCCAGGCCCUUGUACCCAUUUGUAGUCCAUUGUCCCCUGCUGUCAUGUUCACAGCUCAGCACUGAGGGCUGCUGUCGCCGCAGUCCUGUACAGUUUGGCCUCCGAGCAAGCUAACAGCAUGUUCAGUCUUCCUGUAAUGAGGAUCCACUGUAGGAGGCCGGCCGUGCAGCCACAGCCCAUCGAAAGAGUCUGUGACAUUUCCAAUCGGCCUCUGUGUCUUCUGCCGCUGUCUUCUCCGCGGCCUGUCUGGAGCUUUGUCUCCGCCCGUCUCUCUCAGUCCGGCCUCCGUCUGGCUGCCGAGCCAACCACCUUUCCAGCCUCUCUGGCAGCGCGUCCGACUACAAAACAAGACCGCCGCAACAUCUCAUCCACGCUGGCUGGCUGGCUGCAUUGCGAGCCAGCGCCGAUUGAAACUUUUCCAGCUAAUUACUCCUCCGGUUGCGAUGAAAGCCAACGGCUCCGCACACACAGGUGCACACGUAGGACGCUCGAAAACCCUCCAGUGUUUAACGAUUGUCCCUUUGGCAGCGCCGCAACCUGGAGCUCAUGUGAAACAGGCUUCCUAUAGAUCGCCUGAUUGACUGAUGUGAUUUGGCCGAUCUGCGUGAGAGAGGAGUCCAGGUUCAGCAUCCUCUGUGAUCGUUGCCUCAGAAAUCUAUAGCCUCUAAUUGCCGCUCACGUGUCCCCUAAUGCAUGUCCACCUCUCUCGAUGCCAGAAAUCUCUUUGCUCCCUCCGCCCGCCGCUCGAUGGUGAUUGUUCCGUGUCCCUGAGUUUAUCUACGGCUGCCCAAUUAGCCCCCGCCGCAGUGACGUUUGUGUUCAUGCUGAUGCUGUGGAGCUUUUAAUGCCAACACAUAAACUGGACUGACAACUCUGAACAUGAAGCACACACGCACACUAGAGCGAGCAGCCACGGCGCAGUGACAGCGUCCGUUUUCUUAUUUCCACCUUUUUUUAAAUGGUAUUUUUGAAUUAGAAGACCUCGGGAUUGAUUCUGAAAAACAAAAAGAAGAGAAAGAAGAGCAUUUAACGCUUUUCCUUUUAAUCGUCUCUUGAAAUCAUCUUGUUGCCCAACACCAUCUCACCCCAACUCGUCAAAUAUCGCCGCUUGGUCAGUGCCGUUCACGUCUCCAAAGUGUCUCCCAGAGUCAUAAUCUAUGUGUGGCGGUACCUGAUGACGGUGAAGGAGGUAUCAUCAGGGUUCGUACGGUGAUGAAAUAUCUGGAAAAAUCAUGGAAUUUGCAAAUAGCAAUUAACAGGCAGGAAAAAGUUUUGGAAAACUAAAUAGACCCUGAA
Messenger RNA from Plectropomus leopardus (leopard coralgrouper), 5658 nucleotides. NCBI's taxonomy places the organism in Eukaryota, Metazoa, Chordata, Actinopteri, Perciformes, Serranidae. The record is from RefSeq and is a predicted model, not a curated record.